This is a messenger RNA of Bombus huntii, 469 nucleotides long. RefSeq names its product 60S ribosomal protein L39 (gene RpL39). Lineage: Eukaryota; Metazoa; Arthropoda; Insecta; Hymenoptera; Apidae. Gene Ontology annotation, biological process: translation. Gene Ontology annotation, molecular function: structural constituent of ribosome. The transcript is spliced from 4 exons. Gene Ontology annotation, cellular component: ribosome; cytosolic large ribosomal subunit. The coding region runs from base 229 to 384 and encodes 51 amino acids. The record is from RefSeq and is a predicted model, not a curated record.
CUGUGACGUAAUAAUGUUUUGAAAUAACUCGAUUAGAUAUUUAAACUAAAUUGAAUAAGUUAAAUUUGAUACUCCAUUUAUUAAAAUUAAAAUUGUUAUAUAGAAAUAUAUGUUAUUAAAUAUACUUUAUAAAUAUAUCAUGAAAAAAUUGACAUUUGCCUGGUAGAAAACCUGUUCAGAAAGACGCAGGAAGAUUCUCGACCAUUUCAUUGAUUGUGUUUGAGCAAGAUGUCUGCUCACAAAACAUUUAUUAUCAAGCGGAAGCUUGCCAAAAAGUUAAAGCAAAACAGGCCGAUUCCACAAUGGGUCAGAAUGCGUACUGGCAACACUAUCCGGUACAACGCCAAACGGCGUCACUGGAGAAGAACUAAGUUGAAGUUGUAAAAUGAAUUUGAUAUGUAUUUGCCUUUUUGAUUGCUAUAUACAUUAAUCGUUUAUUCGUAAAUAAACUCUAACUUUAACAUGUAAA